Messenger RNA from Camelina sativa (false flax), 771 nucleotides. RefSeq names its product putative thionin-2.4. NCBI's taxonomy places the organism in Eukaryota, Viridiplantae, Streptophyta, Magnoliopsida, Brassicales, Brassicaceae. Gene Ontology annotation, biological process: defense response. The record is from RefSeq and is a predicted model, not a curated record.
GCAGUUGCAGACUAACUAGAAUUUAAGCGAGCUUUAUUUCAUCACCAUUUCAUCAAUACAUCAUUAUAACUCUCCACAUACAUUUUGGGAUCAAACAACUAAUCAAUCGAGAGAUGGAAGGUAAAAAUUUGAUCGUAAGUGUGCUCGUAAUGUGUCUGUUCAUGGCACAAAUUCAAGUUGACGCAAAGAGCUGCUGUCCGUCCACCAAUGCUAGAAAUAUCUAUAAUGUUUGCCGCUUUGGGGGAGGUUCCAGGCCAAUGUGUGCAAGCAUCAGUGGCUGCCAAAUCGUUAAUGGGUCAUGUCCUAGCGGAUACACAAAAGACAUUCUCGAAAACAUAGGUGAUGUUGUCAAUAAGUUCUGCAAAUUGGGAUGUGUUUCCUCUGUGUGUGGUGCCUUAAUCACUCUCCAGAAUGAUGCUAGUGAAAUCGUGAAUGAAGCGGUUAAAAAAUGUGCCAACGCAUGUUCCACAGUAUGCACCAAGGGUUCGAUAAAUGCAGUUGAAACUGCCUAGACAACCAAACCAUAUCCUUUCAUAAAGAUAUCACGUGCAUCUGGAGGUGAAGUGGGUGGUCAUCUUUCACGGUGUUGUUUUUCAUGUUUUCAAUAAUUGUCGUGUAUGUGACAAAAACGUUAAGACUCUUGUGUCCACGUUUUAAUAAUUAAGUGUUUUCAAAUUUGUGUAUGUGUGUAGCAGACUAUCGAUCAUUAGAUUAUAUAUGUCUUCUAUUUCCUAUCUUUUUAAUUAAUUAAUAAUCUUGUUUCUUUACUAA